Molecule: messenger RNA, 1942 nt
Organism: Eutrema salsugineum
Lineage: Eukaryota; Viridiplantae; Streptophyta; Magnoliopsida; Brassicales; Brassicaceae
Exons: 2
Coding region: 101-1915 (604 amino acids)
Source: RefSeq, a predicted model, not a curated record
AACUUCAAAAAACAAAAACAAAAAAUAUAGAAAAAUAUAGAAAAAAAAGAAAAAGAAAUAAUAUUCUUACCCUGUUCUUUUUUCCCCCUCUAAUUAAAAAAUGGCAAAAAACAUACUAGCCAUCUGUCUGAUGUUUCUAGUAGCAUCAAGUGUAAUCUAUGAGGCGCAAGGGUCGUUCUUGUUAAAGAUGUACCUUAAGAGGAAACUAUUUCCAAGACGGUGCGUAGACUUUACACCUUAUGCGUACAAGGGUAUGAUGUUGUUGGUGGGCAACCUUGAAGGUGGGUGUCCCGCGACAAGAGAGUUCAAACAAUUCUUCUCAACUUUCAAGUCUUACAUGGCCUACAUCAAUUCGGCCUCGGCGUCAUCUAAAAGCGUUGAUGUCGAGCUGACAACGAAAUGCGAUUUGCUCGCCAAGGCUAUGUCUGCAUUGUCUGGUGCUCAAAGCGUAAGCUCCGAUUUUAAGCUUACCAUGUUGUCAAUGGGAAAGACUUUGAUUGAGCAGAAGAGGAAAGGUACAGUGAUCAUGACACUUCAGCAAAAGAAAGAGUUGGUUAAGUCUAUGGUGAGUUGGACUAGAAUGCUCCUUACAUUCGUGAAGACAGCCUCCGAGAAGAGAGGAAAGUCAAUCGAUGUAGCAUCUUACGGAGUUGAUGUCGAUGUUAAUUCCAUUGUUGGAAGCACCGAAAGUGAUUCUUCAUCUGCCAAUACCGGAAGCCGAAACAGCGAUUCCUCUUCCACUGGAAGUGGUAGCACCUCAUCCGGAAGUGCCACGUCCUCCAGAUCCGGAAGUUCUUCUUCUUCUGGAAAUGCUGCCUAUACCGGAAGUGGAAGCACUUACAAAGACACUACCGGUGGAGGUUCAGGCAGCCCGAGUGGGAGUCCCACUGGCAGCCCUUCUAGCUCAACUUCUGCUACUGAUGAAACCUCAGGAAGCACAAGUGGUAGCGGAAGCGCAAGUGGUAGCGAAAAUGCAAGUGGUAGUGGAAGCACAAGCGGUAGCGGAAGUGCAAGUGGUAGCGGAAGUGGAAGUGCUUCUUACAAAACCAAACAAUCCGCAAGUGGAAGCUCUGCAUCCGGCUCUAGCAAAUCUGGAAGUGUAAAUUCAUACUCAGACGCUACUGGUGCAACUUCGGGCAGCCCGAGUGGGAGUCCUACUGGAAGCCCUUCUGGCUCAACUUCAGCCAGUGGUGAAAACUCUGUAAAAGGAAGCGCAAGUGGUAGCGAGAGCGCAAGUGGUAGCGGAAGUGCAAGUGGCAGCGGAAGCGCGAGUGGUAGUGGAAGCGCGAGUGGUAGUGGAAGUGCUUCUUCCAAGACUAGCAGCGAAAGCAAAGGUACAUCUUCGAGCGCAAGUUCAUCCAGCAUGUCAGCGAAACAAGUGGAGAGUGAAACUUCCAAAGAAGUAAUGUCAUUCAUCUCGGGCCUCGAGAAGAAGUAUGCAGGAAAGGCAGAACUUAAGGUCUUCUUCGACAAACUGAAGACUUCCAUGUCUGCUUCCUCAAGGCUUUCUGCCACAGACGCAAAAGACUUUGUUUCUGGAAUGAGAUCUGCUGCUGGGAAACUGUCUGAAGCAAUGGCUUUCGUGCGUUCAAGGUUUAGCAAAUCAGAAGAGAUGAAGAGCACCAUGGAAACUUACCAAGAACAAGUGAUGAAGACUCUCAAAGAAUUACAAGACAUUAACAGCAAAAUCGUGAGCCAGAGUCAAGGCAAGACAGUGACGUCCACACAAAAGACAGAGCUGAAGCAGACAAUCACUAGAUGGGAACAAGUCACCACCCAAUUUGUGGAGACUGCUGCUUCUUCAAGUUCAUCUUCAUCGUCCUCUUCAUCUUCAUCUUCGUCUCAGCAGAAGGGUUCCAUGAACGCCCAGAGUUCCAUGAAAUCCCAGAGUUUAAUGAACGCCCAGGCCAGUUGAGCUAUGUUAAUACGCCACAAGUCAUCA